Molecule: messenger RNA, 15254 nt
Organism: Salvelinus fontinalis (brook trout)
Lineage: Eukaryota; Metazoa; Chordata; Actinopteri; Salmoniformes; Salmonidae
Gene: mtus2a
Product: microtubule associated tumor suppressor candidate 2a
Cellular component (GO): cytoplasm; nucleus
Molecular function (GO): microtubule binding
Source: RefSeq, a predicted model, not a curated record
ACGCCUCUCUCUACCUCCACUCUCUCUCCGCAGCUUCCGUCCCACUCUCCUGUUCGCUUCUCUGCAUCGCAUUUCUCUCCAUCCACACGGAGUAAGGUAUUGUUCAACAGCGACAGUUAACGGUUACCCUGCCCAGGAACGGGCAAGACUGCAGUCUCCUGAACACCAACUAAAACAAAACGACUGAAUCAGGGACAGCAGCGGUGACAGACUUCCAAACAAAAUGUCGUCAGAACCCUCUACCCAGUGAUGUCGUCAGAACCCUCUACCCAGUGAUGUCCUCAGAACCCUCUACCCAGUGAUGUCGUCAGAACCCUCUACCCAGUGAUGUCCUCAGAACCCUCUACCCAGUGAUGUCGUCAGAACCCUCUACCCAGUGAUGUCCUCAGAACCCUCUACCCAGUGAUGUCGUCAGAACCCUCUACCCAGUGAUGUCGUCAGAACCCUCUACCCAGUGAUGUCGUCAGAACCCUCUACCCAGUGAUGUCGUCAGAACCCUCUACCCAGUGAUGUCGUCAGAACCCUCUACCCAGUGAUGUCGUCAGAACCCUCUACCCAGUGAUGUCGUCAGAACCCUCUACCCAGUGAUGUCGUCAGAACCCUCUACCCAGUGAUGUCGUCAGAACCCUCUACCCAGUGAGCUCAAGGUCAAACCAAGGUCACAGGGGGAAAGGAGGAGUGAAAAACGGAAGAAUGUGAGAUGAGAUUUCAUUCUCUUGUUCCCUGGCUAUAACAAAGACCCAGAAAGCACCCAUAGAGAGAGAGAAAGAAGAGAGCGAGAGAAAGAGGGAGAAGAGAGAGAGAGAAGGAGGAAGAAUAGAGAAAGAGAGAGAGAAAGAGGGAGAAUAGAGAGAGAGGAGGAAUAAUAGAGAAAAAGAGAGAGAAAGAAAGAAGAAGAGAGAAAGAGAAGUAAACAAUAGAAGGAAAGAGAAAGAGAGAGAAAAGGAGGAGAACACACAAAUCCAUGAAUGACAGCAGAACCCGAGAGGUGUCUUUGAGAUUGCCUGAAGGACCCUUCCUUCACUAUGAGUGUCCCAGCUGGUCUCCAGAGUCUGUCUGUCAGCGGACGAGACAUAAAAAUCAACAACAACAAAUCUCGUGUCCUGUUUCACCCUCCGACUGGAGAUGCUAACGCUAACCAGCUAGUGCUAAUGGGGGAGACCCCAGACGACCAGGCCUCCAGCCCUCUACCCCCCCUGGUGGCCCAGAGCGAAGCCCAGGACAAGCUUCUUAUCUGGGGCACGGAGGAGCGAUGUCUGGACCAUGACAUCCAGGAGUUGGAACUGCUAGAGUGUCGCGAGAUACACACCUUCCAUGGAGAUGGAGAUGAACUGGGGGAUGGAAAGAGAGUAGGAGAAGUGGAGGAGGAUGACGAAGGGGAGGAUUCUAAAAGAGGAGCAGAUGAAGGACUGCUGUCGAUCUCUUCCGGCUCCACGGCCAGCUGUGUUUCCGUCCACAGGAACGAUAACGAUAGCAAUGGGAGGGACAGAAGGACGGAGAGACAAAAAGAGGUAGAGAGAGAGAGAGAGGUGCUCCGUCAGGAUCUCAACUACAGCGGCCCUCGAUCAGAAGGAGGUAAAGAGAUGGGAGGAGGAGGAGGAGGAGGAGGAGGAGGAGGGCAGAACAGCGGGGGUGACAGAGGGAGUCUCUGUGUGUCUGCUGUUUCCACCCUGAGCAGCAGUCUGGACCCUCCUGGACAACCAUUGACCUUUAACCUCAAUCCCCCUGUUGGCCUGACCUCCACAGCAGCACCACACUGUCAGGACACUCUUAACCUGGGAGGACUACAGUACCCGAGGUCACCUGACCAAGAAGUACAUCAUCAGUACCAGGAAACAUCUAACCAGGAAGUAGAACUGUCGAGGGGUCAAAGUGGCCAAAGUGCGACAGAGGAGGGGUCUAAACCGGAUGUUACCACUCAAAGACAGAACGUGAGGUGUUACCAGGGAAACAGCAUUUUGUCCUCCUCAGAUGGAGGGAGGAUAAAGGGAGUAGUGCCUCCUCCUCCUCGCAGACAACAGCUCGUCCGACCUCUCUGUCAGUUGGAACCAGGAAGAGGGAGGAGCUUAGCUGAGCCAAUCACAACACGGCGCUCCUCGACCUCUCCCUCCCUAUCUCCAGAUGCAGGUCGUAAGGUCGUGGACCCAGGUCACCACGGGGUCGACGGCAGGCAAACACAAGAGACCCUAGAGGUCAAGAGUUCAAUGGUCAACUGUAACAGUUACUCCCACCUUCACUCCCACCCCCAUUACCAGCCCAGCUCCUUCCCCGGAGCUCCCCAGCCCAGCCAGGCCGGCCAGUCUGCCCAGAGAGAGGCAUGUUCCCUGGAUAGAGGAGGGAGCAGCGCAGAACGCACCGCCAGCCUGGAGAGGAGACAUCAGUACCAGGACCAGUCUCAGCUCAGAUACCGUAGAACUAACCGCUGUGGGGCUACCGUCACCUCUCAACCCCCUCGCUCUCCACUCGGAACCCCACAGGGGUCACCACGGAGACAACAACAACAACAACAGCAGCCCAUGUCCCCUUCAAGGAUCAUUACCGGUUCAGCUCGGUUUCCCCAGGGCUAUGGUAGCAGUGGGCUUAGACCACCACUCAAAUCUAACCUUGCUUCUACAGGGAUACCCAUACCUCCCCUACACCACCAGACCCCUAACCCCAGCUCCAGCCCCCCCAAGCCCAAAGGAGUGAGGCCCAAAAUCAUCACCUACAUCCGGAAGGGUCCUCAACUCAAACCCCAGGCUUCAGACGGGCCUUACCAGGUCUCCUCCCUGCCUACCAGGCUCUCGGCCUAUACACAUACGCACUCCCCUGCCACACACACACCUCAGAAGCACUCCUCUAGCCCCAAAACGCACACCAACACACACUCCCGUGGCACAGCGUCUAGAAACACACCGGUCCUGAGUGCCUCCAACCUCCUCUACGACAAAUACAGACAGGAGAUGCAGAAAAACCGUCUGUUCAACUCUAGCGUGAUGGGAACAGGGAUCCGAUCCCAUGGCCACACACACACUGUCCCCCCGACACACACACCGUUUGGCUCUCACACACACACCCACACACACACUGUCCCCCCGACACACACACCGUUUGGCUCUCACACACACACGCACACACACACCGGAGCCCACACUCACAGCCACACAGCCCCUCCGAAGCUGGGCAGCAAGGCUGAGAGCUUCUAUGGGCCACUGGUGGACAAGCACCAACCAGCAGAGAUGGGUAGAAAUGCGGGCAGCCUUGGUCGCGAGGACCCCUCAGGCCCCAGGAUGGCAACCCAGGCGGCUCAAGCCGGCGGCAGUCUGCUCCGCUCUGGCAUAGGGCUGCGCCCGCAACUGGGUCUGGGGGCUGUUGUACGGGCAACUCCGGGAUCUGUCGUUGUCACAGCAACCAAGAACCAGAUGAUGGUUCAGGGUCAGAGGACAGCAUUGGGAUUCAGUCAACCAGUGCAGGCCGUCAGCCCAGCGACCAAUCAGAAUGGACAGGACAACACAGGUGACCAGCAAAGACGGUCACCCGCCCCAGCUCCGUUCCAGACCCCCAGAACUCUGCUCCCUAAGUGCAGCCAGUCAGCGCUGCGGACUCCUGGGUUCAGCUCUGUGUGUCUCCCUCCUGGACUCUCUGGUGCCCCUGGGGCUGGGCGUCUGGCUGCGUUCGGCUUCAUACGGAGCUCCAGUGUCUCGUCUGUGUCCUCUCUCCACUCUGUUGAGAGCUCCCCGUCAGACCCCUGUCGACGGCCCAGUGUGUGUAUGGACCCUCCCCUCUACAGAGUGAUCAACCCCCCCUGUACAGACCCCCAGAGAGGAGGGGGACCCCCAAACUAUACCACCCGUAGCCUACAGCCCCCAUCUACCCCGGCCCUGCCUCGAAGAUACCUGCCUGCUCAGCCCAGAGGGUCACCUGUUGGUGUGAGGAAGGAGUUCCCGAGGAGUUCUGAGAUCACAAGGUCCCUCCCUUCCUCUCCUAAGAGGCUGGCUGUGGUGCCUCCUAAACCCCAGUCACCAGGUCUCCCCAGGCAGCGUCCAGCAGCAGCGUCCAGAGUGUCAGUCCCCCCCGGCUCCCCUCGGCGCGUUCCCCCCUUCAGGCCAAAGCAGGAACAGCAGGAGAACCUGCAGAGGGAGAAAGAGGAGGCGCAGUUGAAGGAGAGAGAGAGGGAGGAGCAGGAGAGGGAGAGAGAGAGGGAGAAAGAGGAGGCGCAGUUGAAGGAGAGAGAGAGGGAGGAGCAGGAGAGGGAGAGAGAGAGGGAGAAACAGAGGGAGGAGGUGCAGAGGCUUCAGAAUCGCUGUGUGGAACAGGAGGACCAGCUAACAUCACUGAGAGAGGAACUGAGGAAGACUACGCUAGGACUACAAGCCUUCAUCAUUACUUCCCAACACUACUGUCUACAGAAUGAGAGCGCUACAGAGAAGGAGAAAGAGCUCUCCCUGGAGAUUCAGAGGAUCAGACAGGAAGUCGCUUCUAACACCACCCAAUGGGAGAGGCUGCAAAAGGAGAAGGCGGAGCUGGAGGUGGGGUUUGAGCGGGAGCUCCAGGAACUGCAGCUGCAGCAGGAGGAGGAGCUAUCGGCGGUGGAGGCGGAGCUAAGGGUCUGUCACUCAAAGGAGACGGAACACCUGAGGGCGGAGCAUCAGGAAGAGGUGGAGGAGAUCAGGACCCAGCAGCAGGAGCAGAUGGAUGAGCUGACGGUGAACCACGAGGCGGCCAUUCAGGAGCUGAGGGACAUGCACAACAUUACCAUGACGACGCUGUACGAGGAGCACGCUCGCACCAUGAGGGGUGGACACCCUGUUGUUCCAGAAGAGUAGCCUGAGGGACAAGGCCAAGCGCUUCGAAGAGGCACUGAGAAGAAGCACCGACGAACACAUAAUGGAUACCCUAGCCCCAUACCAGCACAUUGAGGAGGAUUUGAAGAGCUUGAAGGAUGUUGUGGAGAUGAAGAACAACCAGAUUCACCAACAGGAGAAGAAGAUCUCUGACCUGGAGACAGUGGCCCAGAAGAACGUUGUGCUAGAGGAACGUAUGCAGGUGCUACAGCAGCAGAACGAAGACCUGACGGCCCGUAUAGACAAUAACCUAGCUCUGUCCAGGCAUCUCUCAGAGGAGAACGCUAACCUGCAGGAGAAUGUAGAGAAGGAGAACGGAGAGAAGAAACGACUGAGCCGUAACAAUGAGGAGCUCCUCUGGCGUCUACAGACCUCCCCUCUCUGCUCCCCCUGCUCCUCUCCCAUCCACCGCUCCUUCUCCACCUCCCCCACUCCGUCUUCCUGCCUCUUCUCCUGCUCUCCCGGGAUGGGAGGAGGGACGGGGUUUGACUCCCCCUCUCACUACUGUGGGGGAUACCUGCCCCCCGCACCUACACAUGGCUACUCCCCUAGUCACAGAGAUAAUCAGAAUCAGUCUCCAGGGCCGGCUACGCCCACUCACAGAGGAUUCUCCAAUCAGAAUCAGUGUCCAGGACCGACCACGCCCACUCACAGAGGAUUCUCCAAUCAGAAUCAGUCUCCAGGACCGGCGACGCCUACUCACCGAGUGUCACCCAAUCACUGUCACUCGCCUGCUCGGCUCAACCCCCUCAUGAGAUGAGCUCACCUUUCUCUCUUCCUGUCUUUCUUUCUCUUUUCAUCUCUUUUCUGUUAAUAAUCUCUCGUGGACAGACUACUUAGACAUAAAUGGUAGUGUACAUCUGUCAUGAUACAAUGGAAUGUGUGCGAUAACUAGCAGCAUUAGUUCAGGUGUUUUGGACAAAAUCACUAUUUUUUGCUUGUGUAAUCGUCUUUCAAAAGUGGAGGGGACAUUUGGCCCGUUAUUAACUUGCAUAAAGGGUGGAGCUCUUUGUUCCAGUUUUGAUCCUCUCUUUAACACAUACUGUAUGGACCCAGAAUUGAAUCGAACAUCUGACCAGUCACGCAAAGUUCUGGUUUAACCAAGAUAACUUUUCUGAUAUAAUGUUGCACGAGGUUUAAGUGCUAGAUAAGAUGCGUGUUCUCUCCAGCUACAACGGCUGUAAGAAAAGAGAAUAGACAGAACUCCACUAGCAUCGCUAAUAUACUCUAACAAUGCCUUUCUGCUAGCCACUCGAUGGCUAACUCCACUAGCAUCUCUGUAUCCAUUGACCCAGGCUAGCUGACCUAGCCUCUCGUUGGCUAACCCCACUAGCAUCUCUGUAGCCAUUGACCCAGGCUAGCUGACCUAGCCUCUCAUUGGCUAACUCCACUAGCAUCUCUGUAGCCAUUGACCCAGGCUAGCUGACCUAGCCUCUCGUUGGCUAACUCCACUAGCAUCUCUGUAGCCAUUGACCCAGGCUAGCUGACCUAGCCUCUCAAUGGCUAACUCCACUAGCAUCUCUGUACCCAUAGACUAAGACUAGCUGACCUAGCCUCUCGAUGGCUAACUCCUCUAGCAUCUCUGUACCCAUAGACUAAGACUAGCUGACCUAGCCUCUCAAUGGCUAACUCCACUAGCAUCUCUGUACCCAUAGACUAAGACUAGCUGACCUAGCCUCUCAAUGGCUAACUCCACUAGCAUCUCUGUACCUAUAGACUAAGACUAGCUGACCUAGCCUCUUGAUGGCUAACUCCACUAGCAUCUCUGUACCCAUAGACUAAGACUAGCUGACCUAGCCUUUCAAUGGCUAACUCCACUAGCAUCUCUGUACCCAUAGACUAAGACUAGCUGACCUAGCCUCUUGAUGGCUAACUCCACUAGCAUCUCUGUACCCAUAGACUAAGACUAGCUGACCUAGCCUCUCAAUGGCUAACUCCACUAGCAUCUCUGUACCUAUAGACUAAGACUAGCUGACCUAGCCUCUUGAUGGCUAACUCCACUAGCAUCUCUGUACCCAUAGACUAAGACUAGCUGACCUAGCCUUUCAAUGGCUAAGAAAAGAUAAUAGCCUUUCAAUGGCUAACCCAUAGACUAAGACUAGCUGACCUAGCCUCUUGAUGGCUAACUCCACUAGCAUCUCUGUACCUAUCGACUAAGACUAGCUGACCUAGCUUCUCAAUGGCUAACUCCACUAGCAUCUCUGUACCCAUGGACUAAGACUGACCUAGCCUCUUGAUGGCUAACUCCACUAGGAUCUCUUUACCCAUAGACUAAGCCUAGCUGACAUAGCCUGUUGAUGGCUAACUCCACUAGCAUCUCUGUACCAAUAGACUCAUACUAGCUGACCUAGCCUCUUGAUGGCUAACUCCACUAGCAUCUCUGUACCCAUAGACUCAUACUAGCUGACCUAGCCUCUCGAUGGCUAACUCCACUAGCAUCUCUGUACCCAUAGACUCAUACUAGCUGACCUAGCCUCUUGAUGGCUAACUCCACUAGCAUCUCUGUACCCAUAGACUCAUACUAGCUGACCUAGCCUCUCUGCUGUACCCUGUAGACUCCAUGAAGGUACACCACCAGCAAACUGAAGAACACUGGAGACUUAUCUCUUUAAGGAUCUCUCUUUGUCUGUCCUCAACCUGGAUGUGUAGCUGACUGGCUAGCUAGUGCUUGGCCUGCAAGUGGAACCAGCUAACUGAUGAACAAGGGAGACCUCUCUAUCUCUUUAAGGAUCUCUCUCUUUAAGGAUCUCUCUCUCUCUGUCCUCACCUGGAUGUGUAGCUGACUAGCUAGCUAGUGCUUGGCCAGCAAGUGGAACCAGCUAACUGAUGAACAAGGGAGACCUCUCUAUCUCUUUAAGGAUCUCUCUCUAUCUCUUUAAGGAAGCUGACUGGCUAGCUAGUUCUAGAACGUGAGGACGUAGUGCAUUCAACCACGGACUACAUUGAACGACUCUAGUGUAUUCAAACACCAACCACGGGCAGUGCUGAAAUGUAGAUUGUAUUGUGCUCAGCAGAAACGGACUCCGCUUCAAUGUAUUGUAUAUAGAAACAGACAGACAGACAGACAGGCUGACAAUGUAUGUUGUUACAAUGAGUAGAAACAGACAGACAGACAGGCUGACAAUAUAUGUUGUUACAAUGAGUAGAAACAGACAGACAGACAGGCUGACAAUAUAUGUUGUUACAAUGAGUAGAAACAGACAGACAGACAGACAGGCUGACAAUGUAUCUUGUUACAAUGAGUAGAAACAGACAGACAGACAGACAGGCUGACAAUAUAUGUUGUUACAAUGAGUAGAAACAGACAGACAGACAGACAGGCUGACAAUGUAUGUUGUUACAAUGAGUAGAAACAGACAGAUGGACGGACUGAGAGUAUAUGUACCACCGGAUGGGAACAGUGGUAGUCUCUGCUUAGUUUUUCGGGUCCCAAACCACCACCCCACCCCCUCCACCAUGCAGGGACGGACUGGGACCAGAAACAGGACCGGCAUUUAUAACACACCGAUACACGGCUAGUCCAUCUCCGCUACCACGAAUGUGUCUGUACCAAGUGCUAACUACCAACCAAAUGGAACCGUGGAUGAAAUAACAGGAUUCUCUCUCAAGGAAGCAUCUUUAUACUCUGGACCAGUUGUUGUUCACUACCAACUUUUACCAGCACAUGAAGUCCAACAGGAUUCUCUUUCAAGGAAGCAUCUUUAUACUCUGGACCAGUUUUUGUUCACUACCAACUUUUACCAGCACAUGAAGUCCAACAGGAUUUUACAGAUGAUUUUAAAUCCAUGUUUUAAAGGAUGUUUGAUAAACUGUUUCAGUUUUUACCAGCAAAAACAAUAACACUUAAACAGAAGCGCUUCCAAUCCAGACUGAAUCCAAAUCCGCUCCAGUCUUCCGCUCUCUCUACAUGGAUAUUACCUGUGGGUAGGGUAUGUACAUGUAUCCCUUAACCGUUGAUUCAGUUCAAAUGUAUCCAACACAUAUUUAGGAUUGACUGAUCUACCAAUAACAAUGGGGAGGCAGGUAACCUAUCGGUUAGAGCGAUAGGGAUUAGUAACCGAAAGGUUGCUAGUUUGAAUCCCCCCCCCCCCCGAGCCGACAGGGCGAAAAAAAAAAAUCUGUCCUACUGCCCUUGAGCAAGGCACUUAACCUUAACUGGUCUAGGGUCGCUGUCAAUAAUGGUUGAUCCCCUUAGUCGUGACCCCACUCUCUGAGGGUGUCUCAGGGAGAGUUGGGAUAUGCAAAAAAAAAAGUUUUUUCAAUUCACACAUAAAAUCGGAGAUAUAUACUGUAAGUACCCACGAAUAGAGUGUCAGUUAGAACACAGACACCGGGAUGUAAAAAUACCGACCACAGGAAUUGUUGUUUGUUGUUUUCUAAGUGAUAUUUGUAAACGUAUUUAUUGGCCUUUUGUAUACUUUAUCUACUUUACCAAGCAUGUCUUCCGGUCCUCUCGCUGUCUGGAGCCUGGGGCCUAUAGGUUCCAUCCCAUGUCUUCCGGUCCUCUCGCUGUCUGGAGCCUGGGGCCUAUAGGUUCCAUCCCAGGUUUUCCGGUCCUCUCGCUGUCUGGAGCCUGGGGCCUAUAGGUUCCAUCCCAGGUUUUCCGGUCCUCUUGCUGUCUGGAGCCUGGGGCCUAUAGGUUCCAUCCCAGGUUUUCCGGUCCUUUCGCUGUCUGGAGCCUGGGGCCUAUAGGUUCCAUCCCAGGUUUUCCGGUCCUUUCGCUGUCUGGAGCCUGGGGCCUAUAGGUUCCAUCCCAGGUUUUCCGGUCCUCUCGCUGUCUGGAGCCUGGGGCCUAUAGGUUCCAUCCCAGGUUUUCCAGUCCUCUCGCUGUCUGGAGCCUGGGGCCUAUAGGUUCCAUCCCAGGUUUUCCGGUCCUCUCGCUGUCUGGAGCCUGGGGCCUAUAGGUUCCAUCCCAGGUUUUCCGGUCCUCUUGCUGUCUGGAGCCUGGGGCCUAUAGGUUCCAUCCCAGGUUUUCCGGUCCUUUCGCUGUCUGGAGCCUGGGGCCUAUAGGUUCCAUCCCAGGUUUUUCGGUCCUUUCGCUGUCUGGAGCCUGGGGCCUAUAGGUUCCAUCCCAGGUUUUUCGGUCCUCUUGCUGUCUGGAGCCUGGGGCCUAUAGGUUCCAUCCCAGGUUUUCCAGUCCUCUCGCUGUCUGGAGCCUGGGGCCUACGGUUCCAUCCCAGGUUUUUCGGUCCUCUCCCUGUCUGGAGCCUGGGGCCUACGGUUCCAUCCCAGGUUUUUCGGGAAUUUUAGGAAAAACCUAGGAAUUGUGGGAACAUUUUGCAACCCUACGUAGAGUAGUUGUGAUGUUUAUCAGACCUGGGUUUCAAAUACAACAAAAAAAUAAUCUCAAUAAAUAGAUUAAAAUACUUUAUCUGUGGCUGUUUGAGCUUGCCUGGCUUAACUAACUCAUAGAAAAGUCUCAAAACGGACCCCACCCUCCCCGUCCAUUCACUCCAGGCAGACUCAAGGAAACGCUGAAAGUAUUUGAAACAAUUUGUCUCGUAUUUGAAACCAGGUUUUGCUCUGUAUUAACAGGAGAAAACGUUGUUUUUUAAACAGAGAGAUGCUAGCCGGGCUGUAUUCAUUCCGCCAAAACAAAACGUUUUGUUUCGUUUUGCAACUAGAACAAGAGUUUCUAUUGGACAAAAUUCAGGUAGGUUCUUUCCCCGUUUCGUUCUGUUGGACAAAAAAUUUUGCAACUUAAAAAUGUUUUUUAGCGGAAUGAAUACCGCCCAGAACUAAUUAACCUACUAAAUGGGACACAGAUUUGUAACAAACAAAAAAAUAUGUAUAAAUGCUGGUCUGACCAAUAGGAGAAGAGUAGAAUGUGAUGCUUCUGCCGUUAGACCAAUAGGUGACAGAGAUUAUGGGAUGUCGUUUCUCCACCUGGCCAAUAGAGGGAGUUUGGAGGGAGGGGGGGGGGGGGGUGUCAAAAUGAGAGAGUGUGUAUUUCAUUGUAAUAUAUCGAUUUGUUCAGAAGUGGUUGAAAACGUUCAGAACGCAGCAGAUAAAUACAGUUUCAAGACACAAUGAUUGUGUCUUCUCCAUGACGUAGAAGAAUGUAUUUUCUACGUGAUAUAUUUCUAUAUUUCUAUCUGAGCGUUCUGUAACGUUGCCCCUGGUAACCACAUUAUCACCUCUGUACAUACAACGAGAGAGAAACUGUUUAUCUUGGGAGUAGUGUACCUAGACACAACUAUACUAGAAAAGUCCAGUGUAAGGAGUAGUGUAGAUACAACGAGAGAGAAACUGUUUAUCUUGGGAGUAGUGUACAUACAACGAGAGAGAAACUGUUUAUCUUGGGACUGGUGUACCUAGACACAACUAUACUAGAAAAUACAGUUUAGGGAGUAGUGUAGAUUCAACGAGAGAGAAACUUUAAAACGACUGGGAUCUUUUUUCAGUCUCUAGCUCUAACCAGGUUUCUGUGAUUAGUCAAAACCACAGGUCUUAUUGGUGCACACCAUUUCAAAACCGCAGGUCUUAUUGGUGCACACCAUUUCAAAACCACAGUUCUUAUUGGUGCACACCUUUUCAAAACCACAGGUCUUAUUGGUGCACACCUUUUCAAAACCACAGGUCUUAUUGGUGCACACCAUUUCAAAACCACAGGUCUUAUUGGUGCACACCUUUUCAAAACCACAGUUCUUAUUGGUGCACACCUUUUCAAAACCACAGGUCUUAUUGGUGCACACCUUUUCAAAACCACAGGUCUUAUUGGUGCACACCAUUUCAAAACCACAGGUCUUAUUGGUGCACACCUUUUCAAAACCACAGGUCUUAUUGGUGCACACCUUUUCAAAACCGCAGUUCUUAUUGGUGCACACCUUUUCAAAACCGCAGGUCUUAUUGGUGCACACCAUUUCAAAACCACAGUUCUUAUUGGCGCACACCUUUCCUACCCAUUUCUCAGUAGUUGGUAUUCAGAUUUAUCGUAUGAAGGUGUAGUAUUCAUACAAUAGAGUUUUCAGGACAUUUAUCUAAAGUCAUCCCGAAUUUAAAUUCGGUGUAGCAUUAAUUAAAAAUAAAUAAAAAUAGUCCACAGACUACAUGGAGAGAACGGUUCAGAAUAUUAGGGACCAAAAAUAUAAAUGCAACAUGUAAAGUGUUGAUCCCAUGUUUCACGAACUGAAAUAAAAUAUCCAAAAAAUGAUCUAUACGCACAAAAAAGAUAAUUUCUCUCAAAUUUCGUGCACAAAUGUGUUUAUAUCCCUGUUAUUGAGCAUUUCUCCUUUGCCAACAUAAUUCAUCCACCUGACAGGUGUAGGAUAUCUAGAAGCUGAUGAAACAGCAUGAUCAUUACACUGGUACACCUUGUGCUGGGGACAAUUAAAAGGCCACUCGAAAAUGUGCAGUUUUGUCACACAACACAAUGCCACAGAUGUCUCAAGUUUUGAGGGAGCUUGUAAUUGGCAUGCUGACUGCAGGAAUGUACACCAGAGCUGUUUGCCAUAUAAUUGAAUGUUCAUUUCUCUACCAUAAGCCGUCUCCAAAGUCGUUUUAGAGAAUUUGGCAGUAGGUCCAACCGGCCUCACAACUGCAGACCACGUGUAACCACGCCAGCCCAGGACCUCCACAUCCCACUUCCUCACCUGCAGGAUUGUCUGAGACCAGCCACCCAGACAGCUGAUGAAACUGUGGGUUUGCACAACUGAAGAAUUUCUGCUCAAACUGUCAGAAACCGUCUCAGGGAAGCUCAUCUGCGUACUCGUCGUAUUCAGGGUCUGACUGCAGUUUGGCGUCGUAACCAACAGUGGGCAAAUGCUCACCUUCGAUGGCCACCGACACGCAGGAGAAGUGUGCUCUUCACAGAUGAAUACCGGUUUCAACUGUACAUGGGAAAGAUGGCAGACAGCGUGUGUGGCGUCGUGUGGGUGAGCGGUUUGCUGAUGUCAGUGUUGUGAACAGAGUGCCCCUGGUGGUGGUGUGGUUAAGCUACAGACAAUGAACACAAUUGCAUUUUAUCAAUGGCAAUUUGAAUGCACAGAGAUACCGUGACGAGAUCCUGAAGCCCCAUUGUCGUGUCAUUUAUCAUCAUUACUAUUUUCGCCAUCACCUCAUGUUUCAGCAUGAUAAUGCACGGGUCCACAUGUCACAAGGAUCUGUACACAAUUCCUGGAAGCUGACAUUGUCCCAGUUCUUCCAUGGCCUGCAUAUUCAACAGAGAUGUCCCCCAUUGAGCAUGUUCGGGAUGCUCUGGAUCGACGUGUACUACAGCGUGUUCCAGUUCCCACCAAAAUAUCCAGCAACUUCGCACAGCCAUUGAAGAGGAGAGGAACAACAUUCCACAGGCCACAAUCAACAGCCUGAUCAACUCUAUGUGAAGGAGAUGUGUCACGCUGCAUGAGGCAAAUGGUGGUCACACCAGAUACUGACUGGUUUUCUGAUCCACGCACCUACUUUUUAUUUAAGGUACAUUAUCUGUGAUCAACAGAUGCAUCAGUCAUGUGAAAUCCAUAUAUUAGGGCCUAAUUAAUUAAUUUUAAUUGACUGAUUUCCUUACAUGAACCGUAACUCAGUAAAAUCUUAGAAAUUGUUGCAUGUUGUAUUAUUGUUCAGUGUUAAUACACUCAUAUUCGCGCCUUUUCGGCACCAAUUGGUAGAUAAAAAAAAUACUCUGAUCUUGUAUUAUUAUUUUAAAAAUGCACCAAGGAGAAAUACAUUCGCCAUUUCCUGUUUUGCAAAAAAAGUCUAAUAGUUUGCUUAAUUUUCAGUUUGUGACAAAACAAUAAAAUAUGGUGUGGAGAAUCAUUGUACCAUCUAAACCGCUAUGAGAUAUAUUUUCCAUAAACACAAAUAUUGCAUAUUCAGCUGUUUGAAGAUGAUGUAGAAAAAAAACGAAAGUAAAAGACGCACAAAUGAACGUUAAGACCGGGACUCAUAGAAAUGGCGCCCAUAGAACAGAUCUACCACUAUUUAGACUUGCUUUCAAUGAGAAUGACAGGUCGCCCAAAAAAGGUACAUCUUGCACCUAUAAGGUUAGGAAAGUAUUCAUUAAUCAUUUUAAAAAACGGUUUAGAGAGCCUUUAAUGCACGAAAUAUAUAUAUUUUUUAAACGGUGAAUUGAUUCAUUCGUUGACACAUUCAGUUCUUCAACCCAUGGUAAUGUUGGAAUAUGUGCGCGCAUAUAACUAUAAUAGGGGAAAUAGUGUACAAUAGUAGUUAUACCCCUCUUCUAUUGCCUGCACUAACCAUGGAACUGUGUAAAUGACACAGACAAGUGUUGCGCCAUGCUUCGGGUUCAAACUGUUACGGCUUGGUCUGCGCUCCGUAGCGAUUCAAUUCACAUACAUGUCUUUUUUUUUUACAUUCAAUGUGAUCAACAUCCGUGACGGCGUUUACCGCGGAAGCAAAUGAAGGUAUUUCAUUUAAAACAUUGGAAAUUGUCCAAAGGUUAAAUGUCACAUGCUCACAUGAAAAUGUCAAGUUAAAAGGCCAUAGCCUUACAAUUUAAAUUCUACAUAAAUGGCACAACAUUUCAUUAACAUCACAUCCCUGUGGGAAGGUUGAUAGGCUUCAGCUUGACUGGUUUUCACAUUUGUCUCCAGCGAUCAGAAGGUAAAACAGAUCUAAAACAAUUGUCAUUUAUAUUUACAAUCCCCUUAUUCAAACGGAUUACUCAUUUACCAAGCUCUUAUCAAUAGCUCUUAUAAAUAUGUAAAUUAAGCGCCACGGUGCAUGGAGAAUGAAGAAGGGCGUUAUUUCAAUUGUGGGGGGUAGAUAUUUUUCACACUUGGAACCGACAAGUCGUUUCAUCCCGCGUAAAGGUGGUGGAAUUAUGAGGGAAUUAAAUCAAUGGCAGAAUACGGUGUAUCUGUAGACACACCUCUGCCACACCUCAAUUUAUGCGAUCUCUACCGCUAACGAAUAGCUGGCCGAAACACGAGUUACCCCGUGCAUAAAUUCAAGGUCAGAAUACGCUUAGAGAGGAAAUUGCAUAACAUUGGAAUUAAGUUCCAUUUACUCACGCGUAACUCGGAUCGGGAAUCGGGAUAAUGGGUGUUGGACCACACUACCUUUACCAAAGGAGGCUCCUCUAGUGAGGAAGAGGAGGACGGUCUUCCUCGUGACAUUGACAACACUGUGUUUACAUUAUGAAACGGUCUCUAGAUCCCAAUGACUCAUACAGGAAACCUGGCUCUGGCUUUUGACUGAAUUGGGCCCAUAGAACAGUUAUGUAGAAUACUUGAGAGAGAGAAAAGAAAGUGUUUACAUAGCUCUAACAGUGUUUGGACAAUUCUGGAAAAACAACAGUAUCUGAAGGUAGAACUCUGCCUACCCGGCAGGCCCAGAGGGAUGUUUUACUUUCUCCGAUCAUAGGAGUAACACCAUGAAUUGGUGCACGAGGCACAAGUACUGCAGUGCAACUUAAGUUUUUCGCCAUCGGCUGGAAGACGGUGUCCCCUUUUCUCAGCAGAGAGAGGAGGGAGG